Lottia gigantea (owl limpet) is the source of this 1083-nucleotide messenger RNA. RefSeq lists its product as hypothetical. The transcript is spliced from 2 exons. The record is from RefSeq and is a predicted model, not a curated record. NCBI's taxonomy places the organism in Eukaryota, Metazoa, Mollusca, Gastropoda, Lottiidae. Bases 34 to 1062 code for a protein of 342 amino acids.
AAAUAUAAGAAAUGUAAAGAAGAUGUAAUAUUGAUGUUAAAGACAGUAACUGGGGAGAAAGAGGAAGAGAUUCAAGAGAAUUUAGGAUUUUAUCAGGCGAAUAUCUCGGGAUUAUCAGACGAACUUCAAAAACUUAAAGAGAAUUUAUAUGAAUUAAGUCCAAGGGAGAGGAAAGAAGCUGAAAUAAAAGCUGAAAUGGAAAGAAAAAAAGAGGAAGAGAAACGAAGAAUUGAAGAGGAAAAAAUCCAACAAGAAAUAGAACGAGAGAAACGAAGAGAAAAACGAGAAAAAAUAAUCAAUGAAAUUAUCGACACUGAAAAAAUAUUUUUACAAUAUCUUCAACUUACCAUGGAGACGUUUCUUGGACCUGAGGCAGACAAGGUAAGAUUACUUCACUCUGGUUUUCUUGGACCUGAGACAGACAAGGUAAGAUUACUUCACUCUGGUUUUCUUGGACCUGAGACAGACAAGGUAAGAUUACUUCACUCUGGUUUUCUUGGACCUGAGACAGACAAGGUAAGAUUAAUUCACUCUGGUUUUCUUGGACCUGAGGCAGACAAGGUAAGAUUACUUCACUCUGGUUUUCUUGGACCUGAGGCAGACAAGGUAAGAUUACUUCACUCUGGUUUUCUUGGACCUGAGACAGACAAGGUAAGAUUACUUCACUCUGGUUUUCUUGGACCUGAGACAGACAAGGUAAGAUUACUUCACUCUGGUUUUCUUGGACCUGAGACAGACAAGGUAAGAUUAAUUCACUCUGGUUUUCUUGGACCUGAGGCAGACAAGGUAAGAUUACUUCACUCUGGUUUUCUUGGACCUGAGGCAGACAAGGUAAGAUUACUUCACUCUGGUUUUCUUGGACCUGAGACAGACAAGGUAAGAUUACUUCACUCUGGUUUUCUUGGACCUGAGACAGACAAGGUAAGAUUACUUCACUCUGGUUUUCUUGGACCUGAGACAGACAAGGUAAGAUUACUUCACUCUGGUUUUCUUGGACCUGAGACAGACAAGGUAAGAUUACUUCACUCUGGUUUUUUCUUGGACCUGAGGCAGACAAGGUAAGAUUAAUUCACUCUGGUUUUC